Molecule: messenger RNA, 1420 nt
Organism: Tarenaya hassleriana
Lineage: Eukaryota; Viridiplantae; Streptophyta; Magnoliopsida; Brassicales; Cleomaceae
Product: L-Ala-D/L-amino acid epimerase-like
Exons: 7
Coding region: 21-1325 (434 amino acids)
Source: RefSeq, a predicted model, not a curated record
CCCCCCAAAAAAAAGCAAACAUGGCUCUGCUCACUCCAUCUUUGUCAAAAAGCUUCUCCUCUCUUCAAGAAAUGCCCAACAAAACUUCAAGAACCUUCCACCUCAACCCAAAGAUUCUCAUGUCCCUCACCGAUUCUGCAAUCGCCAAACCCACGAGCUUUGUCGCGGAACCAACCGAGAAGAAAACCGGAUUCGGUUUCAAGAACUUCACCGGAACUUUCUUCAUGAACGUCAAGCGAGCAGAGGGCCGGUUAAUGGAAACCGUUAAUCUCCGCGUACCGGCCAUAACCGGGGGCACUGAAGUGGACCAGAUCGAGAACGUGGCCAUAAGGGUGGAGCUGAGAAAUGGGUUCGUCGGAUGGGGUGAAGCGCUGGUGGUUCCGACGGUGGGUCGAGCGGCGGCGGUGGAGAAAGUGACGGCGGCUUGCGAGUUUCUCCGGCGGUGUCCGGCGAUGACUCUCGACUCUGUUCUUGAUGAGAUCGAGAAUCUUCUUCCUGGACACGAGUUUUCUUCUGUGAGGAGUGGAGUAGAAAUGGCUUUGAUAGACGCGGCGGCAAACAGCAUCAACGUCCCUCUCUGGAGACUCUUUGGCGGAUGUUCUAAUUCCCUCUCCACCUCCAUCACGAUCCCAAUCCGUUCUCCGGAAGAAACAUUCCGGGUGGUGUCCAAGUACUCUUCGAAAGGGUUCAAGGCUUUCAGACUGAACAUCGGAAAGGAUUUGGAUUCGGAGAUGGAAGCGUUCCGAGCUGUGAGAUCGGCCAAUCGCAAAUGUACGGUCAUCCUGGAUGCCAACGAAGCCUAUUCUCCGCCACAAGCUCUGCAACUUCUCGACAGACUGCAAGGAAAAGGGGGUGAUCCUCCAGUGGUGUUGGAGCAGCCAGUGAAAGGGAAAGACAUGGAAGGGCUGAGACAAGUACACGAAAGGGCAAGGGAGAUGAAGGGAGCAGUAGUGAUAGGGGUUGACGAGGGCUGUAAGAACAUAACAGAAGCUCAUAGGAUUAUAAGGGAAAGAGUGGCCGAUGUUAUCAACCUUAAGCUCUCCAAAUUCGGCGUUAUCGGUUCAUUGGAACUCAUCGAAGCCGCCAAGAUUGCCGGAUUUGAACUUAUGAUCGAGGGUUCCCUCGAAACCAGACUGGCCACCGGCUUUGCCGGUCAUCUUGCUGCUGGUCUCGGCUGCUUCAAGUACGUAGCUUUGGACGGUCCAUUCAUGCAAUUGGAAGAUCCCAUAAUCGGAGGAUACGAAGUCGGAGGUUCUGUCUACAAGUUCACAAACAGCAGAGGCCAAGGCGGUUUCCUCAAAUGGCAUGUCGAUGUUUCCCCUUGAUUCCUAGUUUACGGAUCCAAGGCAGGUUCACAUGUUGUAACUUAACGAUUAUUGCGGAAUAGUAAUAAUAACAACAAUAAUUUAUUUUCCGUAUU